Molecule: messenger RNA, 903 nt
Organism: Teleopsis dalmanni
Lineage: Eukaryota; Metazoa; Arthropoda; Insecta; Diptera; Diopsidae
Product: putative odorant receptor 92a
Exons: 4
Coding region: 1-903 (300 amino acids)
Biological process (GO): sensory perception of smell; detection of chemical stimulus involved in sensory perception of smell
Cellular component (GO): plasma membrane
Molecular function (GO): olfactory receptor activity; odorant binding
Source: RefSeq, a predicted model, not a curated record
AUGGAGCGUUUAUGUAAAAAAAUGGAAGAAAGAUUUUCAAAAACUUCAGAGGAUAAUUCUGCUUUUGAUAUAAACAAUCAUUUAAAAAGAAAUGAACGAUUCAACAAGUCCAUAGUAGUAUGUGAUUCACUGGUUUGUCUCAUGUUUUGUAUAUUUCCCAUAAUUCAAUCAUUUUUGGAGUAUUUAAGUUCAAGUACUGAGGAUCGGAAAUUUGUUUAUUUGUUGCCAUAUAUGAUGUGGUAUCCGUUCAACACACAACGACUACUUAACUACAUUGUGGCAUUUAGUUCACAGUGUCUAGUUACAUAUAUGAUAACGAGUUUUUAUCUAGGACACGAUAUGUUUCUCACAACAUUUGUGUAUAUAGUAAAUAUGUAUUUGAGUUACAUUGAAUUCAAAAUACACGAAUUCAAGCCAACUAACACCGAUGAAGAUAACCACUACUUAAGUCAACUGUUAGCCUUUCACAGCGACAUUUACGGAUACGUUAAGCAAAUUGACGAAAUUUUCAGCAUAGCAAUGUUAUGGAACUAUUUUGCAGCAUGCUUAACCCUGUGUCUAGUCGGAUACCAAGUAGCAGCUGGUACUGAUUAUUUACAUUUGUUAAAAUUUUUUGGAUUUCUGGUCUCGAUGUUGUGGCAUGUUUAUAUUAUUUCGGUGGUUAGCACUGAAUUGAUAACUCAGAGUUCUGGAAUCGGCGAUGCAUUUUAUCACCAAGAGUGGUAUGACGCCAGCAACAAAUACAAGCGAAUGUUGCUUCUGCCCAUUGCCCGCGCACAACGUCCAGCACACAUAACAGCGUUCAAAUUUUUCGACAUAUCCAUGCAAUCUUUUACAAAUUUGCUGUCAACUACUUAUCAAGUUUUUACAUUACUGAGGACGAGUUUGGAAACCAGUACCUAA